CAACAAGGCCACACACCAUCUCUCUCUCACACACACACGCACGCACGCACGCACAAACACACACAUAUUCAUUCUACAAAGAGAGCAGUCAACCAACCACAAAGGAGAGAGAAGGUAAAGUAGAACCCCCAACAGUAUUUCCACUUCCUCACUUGCCACUAUAAUCUCUCUCUCUCAAUGGCUCAAACUUUCAUUAAUUUCACAACAAGACAGCAUAUGAACUGCAGAACAUAUUUCAAUUCUUGAAUAAAAAAAGCUAUGCUAUCGAUGGAAAAACAAGGCAGCAACUCCGGCCACCGCGACCCACCGCCCUCCUCCCUCCAACUCCUCUCCCACCCCCAAAGUCAACCCGAUUCAGCCCCACCCCAUGGCCCCUUCAUGGGCUCCAUUUCAAUUCAACAACCCACAAACUUAUCCUCCGCCGCCACAAACUCACCCCCCUCCUCCACCACCACCACCACCAAUACCGACAGCAAAGCGUUGGUGGUCAAGAAGCCCUCCAAGGACCGCCACACCAAAGUCGACGGCCGCGGGCGCCGCAUCCGCAUGCCGACCCUCUGCGCUGCCCGAGUGUUCCAAUUGACCAAAGAAUUGGGCCACAAAUCGGACGGAGAGACCAUCGAGUGGCUCCUCCAGCAGGCGGAGCCCUCCAUCAUCGCCGCCACCGGCACCGGCACAAUCCCGGCCAACUUCUCCACCCUCAACGUCUCCCACCGCAGCAGCGGCACCACCAUCUCCGCCCCCUCCUCCAAAUCCACCCCCCUCUUCCUCGGCGCCCCACCCGCCUUCCACCACCACCUCACCGCCGCCACAUUCGGACAUGAACCGGACGAAAACAGCUACUCCAAGAAACGGUUCAGAGAAGAUAUCCAGACCGGAACCGGUUCACCCAAACCGGGCGAAAAUGAAUCCAGCCAUAAUAAACCCGGUUCGACCGCACCUUCCACCUUCGUCCCGGCUCCAGCCAUGUGGGCGAUGGCGCCAGCCUCCGCCGCCGCAAACAUGGGCAACGCUUUCUGGAUGCUCCCGGUGAACGGCGGCGGAGUCGCCGCUACGGCUGCGCAGCAGGAAUGGCAGUAUAGGCAGUCAUCAAUGCAGAGAGUGGGCGGGUUUCAGUUUCCCGGUCCAGGACGGUACAGCCCGGUUCAAUUCGGGUCAAUGGUGGUUCAGCCGUCGCCAGUUCAGGCGCUGGAGACGAAUAUCGGUUUGCUGAGCUCUGCUUACAACAACAGCAGUAGCGAUAGCAGAAUUGAUUUGGGAAUGAAGUUGGAGCAAAAUCAUCAUCAGCGCAGCAAUAGCAGCGAUGAAAACCGAGAAGAUUCACAGUAAUUUACUCCAAUUUCGUUUCUUCGGCCAUUAAUUUGAUAGUACUACUAUUUUAUUUUAUUGUUUUUAUUUUCUUGUUCAAUAAUUGUACUGUUUGUUAGCUUUUGUUAGUGCUGCAGCUCUUGGUGUUUAA
This is a messenger RNA of Salvia splendens (bonfire salvia), 1459 nucleotides long. Its product is annotated as transcription factor TCP23. The transcript has a single exon. The coding region runs from base 259 to 1329 and encodes 356 amino acids. The record is from RefSeq and is a predicted model, not a curated record. NCBI's taxonomy places the organism in Eukaryota, Viridiplantae, Streptophyta, Magnoliopsida, Lamiales, Lamiaceae. Gene Ontology annotation, cellular component: nucleus. Gene Ontology annotation, molecular function: sequence-specific DNA binding; DNA-binding transcription factor activity.